Lotus japonicus is the source of this 2947-nucleotide messenger RNA. Its product is annotated as VIN3-like protein 1. The transcript has 7 exons. The coding region runs from base 555 to 2507 and encodes 650 amino acids. The record is from RefSeq and is a predicted model, not a curated record. Gene Ontology annotation, biological process: epigenetic regulation of gene expression; vernalization response. NCBI's taxonomy places the organism in Eukaryota, Viridiplantae, Streptophyta, Magnoliopsida, Fabales, Fabaceae. Gene Ontology annotation, molecular function: protein binding.
CUUCGCGCGUGAUUAUCUCCACCUUCUCUCUCUGUUCUAAUAAAGCGUAAACAACUCGUACAAGUUUCUCUCUCACCAACUAUCACGAAGAAGAAGAAGAUGGAGUUCAUUUCUCUGUGCCUUCGAUUCAUUCAUUGAUGCUCCUUCUCUGCAAAUCUCACCCUCUUCUUCUUCUCCCAUUCCCUCCUCUUCAAAUCAAUAAGGCAAGGGCCAUUCAGUUAUAGUUUGUUUGGAAAUGGAUUCAGAAGACAAAUUACUUGCUAAAGGAGUUUUCAUGUUGUCGGCCAUAGCGAUGCUUUCCUGGUGUGAAAUCUUUUAAGACAUCUCUCUCUUUUUUCCCAGUGGUGGGGAGGUUCUGGAAUCUGGUGUUUUGAGUUUCUGGUGUUCAAAGCCUUUCUUCCAGUGUGCACAGUACUCCACAGAAAAAUGGCCAUUCAGAUGAUGCUUCAAGAAGUUCAGAACUCCUUCAGGAGUUCCUGAAAUGUGGUUCAAAGAAGGAACUUCUUCGAGCGUGCUCUGAAAAGAACAAAAAGAACAUUUCAUCAAAAAACAGGAUGACUGAAACUAAGUCAACUGGUAAGAUUAUUAAAAAACAAGAUACAAAAAAGGUUUCUAGUCUCAGCCAUCAGCCCUCCAGGAAGCAACAUCGGAAGGGUGAAAACCCCACACGUCUCGUACCUCCUCCUGAUCAAUCUUCUGAUUUUGGACAUUCAAACACUUGGGUCUGUAAAAAUGCUGCUUGUAGAGCAGUUUUAUCUAUAGAUGAUGCGUUUUGUAGACGAUGCUCUUGCUGUAUUUGUCACCUUUUUGACGAUAACAAGGAUCCUAGUCUUUGGUUGGUUUGCACAUCUGAAUAUGCUCAAGGGGACUCGUGCGGGUUGUCUUGCCAUAUCGAGUGUGGCCUUCAACAUGAAAAAGUGGGAGUUAUUGAUAAUGGGCAACUGAUGCAACUAGAUGGUGGUUAUUGUUGUGCAUCCUGUGGUAAAGUCACAGGGAUACUUGAAUGCUGGAAGAAGCAGCUAAGUUUAGCAAAAGAUGCCCGCCGUGUAGAUGUACUUUGUUAUAGGAUAUAUUUGAGUUACAGGCUCUUGGAUGGAACUUCGAAAUACAAAGACUUGCAUCAAAUAGUACAAGAGGCAAAGACUAAAUUGGAGACAGAAGUUGGUCCUGUUAAUGGGGUUUCUGCCAAGAUGGCACGAGGCAUUGUCAGCAGACUGCCUAUUGCCGGUGAUGUACAGAAACUCUGCUCUCUUGCUAUUGAAAAAGCUGAUUGCUGGCUGGCCAUUGCUCCAACUGUAAAUCCAGAUUACAGAGAGGGUUCACUUCCUGCUGCUUGCAAGUUUGUUUUUGAAGAGACAACAGCCUCAUCCGUCACAAUCAUUCUAAUUGAAAUGUCAAAUGUAUGCUCUGAGGAAAUCAAGGGGUACAAGUUGUGGUAUCACAAGAGUAGGGAUGAAUCACAUUCAAAAGAUCCUGUUUCUGUGUUUCCUAAAUCUCAGAGGAGGAUUUUGAUAUCUAACCUUCAGUCCUGCACAGAAUAUACUUUUCGGAUCAUAUCCUAUACUGAAACAGGUGACCUUGGUCAUUCGGAGGCUAAGUGUUUUACGAAGAGCGUCGAGAUAAUUCAAAACAAUCCAUCUUCAUCUGUUGCUAUGAAUCUAAAGAAAGAGAACCUUCAAACAGGGGGCAAUUCUUCUGGCUCCAGGAAGGAGUUCAAUCCCACAAUAAAUGGUACUGGAUUUAAAGUUCGAGACCUUGGGAGAUUUUUGCGUCUUGCUUGGGCUCAAGAACAAGGUCACCUUGAAAAGCUUUGCUGUGCUGAUAUUAAAAAAUGCUGUGCACAAAGUGAAAUGAACAAGCCAAAAAUUCCAGAAGCACAGUUGCCUUCAGAUUCACGAGGCCUUGAUUUAAAUGUUGUUUCAGUGCCUGAUUUAAAUGAAGAGCUAACACCUCCUUUUGAGUCUUCCAGGGAUGAAGAUAAUGGUUGCACUUUGCUGCAGGCUGUUGAGGCAGAUGAUGAUGCUGCUUCUCAUGAUCUAGAGAAAAAUGGUUUUGCACGAUCACAUGGGAGUGGUGGCUCCCAAACCUGGGUGCACGGGCCAACUGGUGAAGUUUCAACUGUCGACUCUCGCGCAAAUAUAUGCAGGAAAAGGAUAGCGAGCACAAAUGAAGAGACACAUGAUUGUGACAGCACUUUGAUAAAUGGUUCUCCUGUACGCAUUUCCGAUGUUUCAUACUCCUUGGAUGAGAACUUUGAGUAUUGUGUGAAAGUAAUUCGUUGGCUAGAAUGUGAGGGUCACAUCAAGCAGGAAUUUAGGUUGAAAUUGCUAACAUGGUUUAGUCUACGGUCGACAGAGCAAGAACGCAGGGUGGUUAAUACCUUUAUUCAAACUCUAAUAGAUGAUCCAAGUAGUUUGGCAGGGCAACUUGUUGACUCUUUUUCUGACAUUAUAUCCAGCAAGAGACCAAGAAAUGGAUUCUGUAGUAAAGCUGUUGCAUCAAAUUAAGGGCAUUUUUUAAUUAAUCACCUUUGAAGGGAUUCAUUUUUAUUGCAGACAAGUUUUUGUCUUGCUAAAAGGAUCGGCAUUGAUGAUCACAGAAACAGUAAGUCAUUUUUCCUGGGAGGGAGGAUCUUUGGACGUGAAGUUUCAGGACGUGGAAGGCAUUGCAUUGGGCUAUUACUUAAAUUACUGCAAUUCUUUUCAGUAAUGAAUUUAAAUAUUUAAUCCCUUAAGAUAUUAGAAUUUAAUCUUUCUUAUCAUGACCUUUAUUUGAAAAAGGUACAUGAUUGAAUUGCUGAUUUCAUUCAUACCUGUAAUUCAUCUGUAAUCUUUGUUUUACCCCACACUGUUGCGCAAAUGAAAAUGCUUGCUUCAAUACACUGGGGUUUGCUGUGACUUUCGAGAUGAAGCGUUUACCUAAUAUGGAUGCAGCCUGUGUUUAUUCA